Molecule: messenger RNA, 2658 nt
Organism: Anolis sagrei ordinatus
Lineage: Eukaryota; Metazoa; Chordata; Lepidosauria; Squamata; Anolidae
Gene: MATN1
Product: matrilin 1
Molecular function (GO): calcium ion binding
Source: RefSeq, a predicted model, not a curated record
GCCAAGGCCAGAGCGUACCACUCCACACGGCGGCGGCACCUGUAUCCAGCAACCAUGGCAGUGAUUUUCUCUGCAUUGCUGCUCUCUUUGUUGCUUCUUGUUCAGGAACAGGGAGUGAAGGGGGUCCCUCCACAGCAGAGGGGUGUCCACUGCAGGACAAGACCCACAGACCUGGUGUUCAUCAUUGACAGCUCCCGGAGCGUGCGUCCCAAUGAAUUUGAGCAAGUCAAGGUCUUUUUGUCCCAAGUCAUUGAGUCACUGGAUGUGGGUCCCAAUGCUACUCGAGUGGGUGUUGUCAAUUAUGCCAGUGCAGUCAAGAACGAAUUCUCCCUCAAGACUCACCGGACAAAGGCCCCCCUCCUGCAAGCCGUGCGCAGGAUUGAGCCCCUCUCCACUGGCACCAUGACAGGCCUGGCGAUCCAGUUUGCAAUCAACAGGGCAUUUAGUGAAGGCGAAGGUGCCAGAGUGCGAUUACAAGAGAUUAACAAGGUGGCUAUCAUAGUUACUGAUGGGCGUCCCCAGGAUGCGGUGAAGGAUGUCGCCGCAAGGGCGAGGGCUCUUGGAAUCGAAAUCUUUGCUAUUGGCGUGGGCCGUGUGGAUAUGCACACUUUGCGACAGAUAGCCAGUCAACCUCUGGAUGAGCAUGUGGACUAUGUGGAAAGCUACAGUGUAAUUGAGAAGCUGACUAAAAAAUUUCAAGAAGCAUUCUGUGCUGUAUCAGACCUGUGUGCCACUGGAGAUCACGACUGUGCACAAAUCUGUGUCAGUGCAGGGGCUUCAUACACCUGUGCUUGCAGAGAGGGGUUCACACUCAACAGUGAUGGGAAAACCUGCAAUGCUUGCAGUGGAGGGGGUGCCACUGAUCUUGUGUUCCUGAUAGAUGGAUCAAAGAGUGUGAGACCUGAAAACUUUGAGCUGGUGAAGAAAUUUAUCAACCAAAUUGUGGAUUCUCUGGAUGUGUCAGACAAAAAUGCACAUGUGGGCCUGGUCCAAUAUUCUAGUUCAGUUAGGCAAGAAUUCCCACUUGGACAAUAUAAGAACAAGAAAGACAUCAAAGCAGCAGUGAGAAGGAUGUCCUACAUGGAGAAAGGCACCAUGACCGGCCAGGCUUUGCAAUACCUAGUGGACAGUUCCUUUGCAAUCUCCAGUGGAGCAAGGCCAGGAGUCCCCAAGGUAGCAAUUGUAUUUACUGAUGGACGAUCCCAAGAUUACAUCAAUGAUUCUGCCAAGAAAGCCAAGGAACUAGGUUACAAAAUGUUUGCUGUUGGAGUAGGCAAUGCGGUUGAAGAUGAGCUUAAAGAAAUUGCCUCCGAACCAGUGGCAGAGCAUUAUUUCUACACUGCUGAUUUCAAAACCAUGAACCAAAUUGGGAAGAAACUACAAAAUAAAAUCUGUGUUGAAGAAGAUCCAUGUGAAUGUGAAGCCAUUGUGAAGUUCCAGACGAAGGUAGAUAACCUCAUAAAGGCAUUGACACGGAAAUUGGAAGCUGUGACAAAAAAGCUUGCUGCAUUAGAAAACAGGAUCACUGUCUAAAACACAGAAUACUUUGAUUCCUUUGCAACUUAAAAUACACCUAUCAGAAGACUUUGACUAUGGCAGCUCCUCUUCAAGGCUGUUACCCUUGGCUGUUCCAACUGCCUUUGUUUUGCGAGAGGCAAAUGUAUAAUAGUAGUAAUGUAACGGUAAAGCACCAGAGGUUGUACACCAAGCUAUAUCGAACACUCCUUGCAUCACAGAAUAUGUAUAUGUUAAAUGCCUGGAGAAUUGGUUUAAGGUAAAAUUUCACCUAGACAUCUAGAAUGUUUGAAUAACAUCUUAUUCUGAGUUCUGUGAAUGUUCACUAGAUUCUUUUGCAUUUUCCAGGUAUAUCUUAAUUGUUUUUUAAAAACCGAAUUUGAUUCAUAUGACUGAGAAAGGAAUAUUUAUUUCCUAAGAUCAGCACAAUAUAUAAUUUAUGCUAGAGCAUUUAUCAAUAAGUAGAUAAAACAAUUAUGGAUAAUUUAUCAGUAAGUAGAUAGAACAAGUGUCGCAUACAGGAGAAGAGGUGCUUGCUGUUACAAAUUCCUACCUUUGGUACAAAAAUGAAAGGAAGCAUAGAUCUCUAAAUAUCAUCAUCAAUUUUUCUGCUCAUCAAGAAGGCUCAAGUUGGAUUUUUUACAAUGAAUAUAUUAAUGGACUCGUAGGAUUUCACUACUUUUUAAAUCCAUGCCCAAUGUUAUCAGCAACCAAAUCCAAAACGACCCAAAGCUCCAUAAACAAGACAAACAGUGCAAGUCACUACUAGUGAAGGAGACUCUGGUCAUGACCCUUUUGCCAUGUUUAGAAUGGAACCAUAGCUACAUCCUUUUUUGGUCAUAGAUGAUGGCUGUCUGUAUUUAGAUUAUAUUAAGUCCUAGGUCAGCACAGACACAACCUGGGAUCUCCAAUAUUCAGAAUGAAAAAUCCCUGAUCAUUGUGAAACAAAAAGUGGCAAGCACCCCUCAAAACGUCAUCACACGGCGUUAGCCUUUGGUUCAUUUUGUAAGGGUUUAUAACAGAAUAUUUAUACUUGCAAAUAUCUAAAGGAGUUUUCAGAAUAACAGAAUAUUCAAAAAAUUCUGUAGUAAAAUAUGUUUUUGUGUGUAAAAGAAAUUAGGUUCAAUAAAGAAUUGAAUUUUA